Messenger RNA from Neoarius graeffei (lesser salmon catfish), 3919 nucleotides. RefSeq names its product hexokinase 2 (gene hk2). Gene Ontology annotation, cellular component: cytosol; mitochondrion. The transcript has 18 exons. Gene Ontology annotation, molecular function: mannokinase activity; glucokinase activity; ATP binding. The record is from RefSeq and is a predicted model, not a curated record. Gene Ontology annotation, biological process: intracellular glucose homeostasis; glucose 6-phosphate metabolic process; glycolytic process. NCBI's taxonomy places the organism in Eukaryota, Metazoa, Chordata, Actinopteri, Siluriformes, Ariidae. Bases 217 to 2970 code for a protein of 917 amino acids.
GUAAGCGCGAGCGAGAAGCGACACCAUCGUUACUAUCACUCCGGAGAGCGGAAGAGCUUCAGACCCUUUGAUCUCGGAGAGCAUGAGGGGGUGAAGAGUUUAACCGGAAGGAAAAAACUCACUGAAGUUAGUUAUAUUAGUAAUAAAGAGAUACAAGAACAAGAAGAGCAACAGAAGGAAGAAGAAAAAGAGGAGGAAGAAGAAGAAACCAGCACAAUGAUAGCUUCUCAUCUCCUGGCGUACUACGUGACUGAGCUCCAUCAUGACCAGGCGCAGAAAGUGGAUAAGUUCCUGUACCAUCUCCGUCUGUCCAACGAGAACCUGAUGGACGUGUCGCUGCGCUUCCGGAGGGAAAUGGACAAAGGCCUGGGCAGAGACACCAACCUCACCGCCUCGGUCAAAAUGCUGCCCACGUUUGUGCGCUCCACACCUGACGGCACAGAAAAAGGCGAGUUCCUUGCUCUGGACCUCGGAGGGACAAAUUUCCGAGUCCUGCGUGUGAAAGUGUCGUCUAACGGCAAACAGACAGUGGAGAUGGAGAAUCAGAUUUACGCCAUUCCAGAGACCCUGAUGAGGGGCAGCGGGACAGAGCUCUUUGACCACAUCGCUGAAUGUCUGGCGAACUUCCUGGAGAAACUGGGCAUUAAGCAGAAGAAAUUGCCGCUGGGCUUCACCUUCUCCUUCCCCUGCCAGCAGACCAAACUGGACGAGAGCAUCCUGUUGUCCUGGACCAAGGGCUUCAAGGCGAGCGGGGUGGAGGGGAAAGACGUGGUGAGCCUGCUGAGGAACGCCAUCAAGAAGAGAGGGGACUUUGACAUCGACAUUGUUGCUGUGAUCAAUGACACCGUGGGAACCAUGAUGACCUGCGGCUUCGACGAUCAUCACUGCGAGAUCGGCCUCAUCGUAGGUACGGGUACGAACGCGUGCUACAUGGAGGAGAUGAGGAACCUGGAGCUGGUGGAAGGAGACGAGGGCCGCAUGUGUGUGAACAUGGAGUGGGGAGCGUUUGGAGACGACGGCUCUCUCGAAGACAUUCGUACCGACUUCGACCGUGAGAUCGACGCUGGAUCACUGAACCCUGGCAAACAGCUAUUUGAGAAGAUGAUCAGUGGGAUGUACAUGGGCGAGCUGGUGCGUCUCAUCCUGGUGAAGAUGGCUAAAGAGGGCCUGCUGUUCCAGGGCCGGACCACGCCCGAGCUGCUUAUUACCGGUCACUUCAAAACCAGCUACGUUUCAGCCAUCGAGAACGACAAGAGUAAGGAAAGCCUGGUGUGUGUGGAGCAGGUUCUGCGUGAUCUGGGGUUGGAUCCGUCUCCUGAGGACUGCGUGGCUGUGCAGCGUGUGUGUCAGAUCGUGUCAAUGCGAGCAGCUCAUCUGUGCGCCGCGACGCUCGCCGCCGUGCUGCGCCAAAUCCGUGACAACAAGGCCAUGGAUCGACUGCGCACGACGAUCGGAGUGGACGGAUCCGUGUACAAGAACCACCCACAUUUUGCACGACGGCUACAUAAGAUGGUGCGCUGUCUGGUUCCUGAUUGUGACGUGCGUUUCCUGCGCUCGGAGGACGGCAGCGGGAAGGGCGCUGCCAUGGUAACGGCGGUGGCCUACAGGUUGGCGAAGCAGCACGCCGAGCGCCAGCAGGUCCUGGACACGCUGCGGCUCAGCCGGGAACAGCUGAUGGAGGUGAAGAGGAGGAUGGAGGUGCAGAUGAACAGGGGACUCGCUCGAGACACCCACGACUCAGCCACCGUCAAAAUGCUGCCCACCUACGUCAGAGCCACGCCCGAUGGCACAGAGCACGGAGACUUCCUGGCGCUGGAUCUGGGCGGGACUAACUUCCGAGUGCUGCUGGUUCGGGUGCGCGGCGGGAAACGGCACAGCGUCGAGAUGCACCACAAAAUUUACACCAUUUCGCAGGACAUCAUGCAGGGCACGGGCGAAGAGCUGUUCGAUCACAUCGUCCACUGCAUCGCAGACUUCCUGGAGUACAUGGGCAUGAAGGGAGCGUCAUUACCUCUGGGAUUCACCUUCUCUUUUCCCUGCCAUCAAGCUGGAUUGAACAAGGGCAUUCUGUUGAAGUGGACAAAGGGCUUCACGGCGAGUGGCUGUGAAGGUGAAGACGUUGCGGUGCUGCUCAAAGACGCCAUUCAUCGCAUGGAGGAGUUUGAUCUGGACGUGGUUGCCGUGGUGAAUGACACGGUGGGGACAAUGAUGUCGUGCGGAUAUGACGACCCUCAGUGUGAAGUGGGGCUCAUUGUAGGUACGGGUACAAACGCGUGCUACAUGGAGGAGAUGAGGAACGUGGAGCUGGUGGAGGGAAACGAGGGCCGCAUGUGUGUGAACAUGGAGUGGGGAGCGUUCGGAGACGACGGUGAACUCGAUGACUUCUGCACAGUGUUCGACAAUGCUGUGGACGAAAACUCAACCCAUCCCGGCAAACAGAGGUUUGAGAAGAUGAUCAGCGGGAUGUACCUUGGGGAGAUCGUCAGGAACGUCCUGCUGGAUUUCACCGCCAAAGGGCUGCUGUUCCGCGGAAAACUCUCUGAGAGACUGAAGACCCGCGGCAUCUUUGAGACCAAGUUCCUUUCCCAGAUCGAAAGUGACCGUCUGGCUCUGCGGCAGGUCCGCUCCAUCCUGCAGCACCUGGGUCUCACCAGCAGCACGUGUGACGACAGCAUCUUGGUGAAGGAGGUGUGCAGCGUGGUGUCUCGGAGAGCGGCCCAGCUGUGUGGCGCCACGCUCGCCGCUGUGGUUGACAAAAUCCGUCAGAACCGCAACCUCAACUCACUCAGCAUCACCGUUGGAGUGGACGGAACCCUGUACAAGCUCCACCCACACUUCUCCGGAAUCCUGAAGGAAACUCUGCGAGACCUGGCGCCGCAGUGCGACGUCACGCUCCUCCAAUCAGAGGACGGCAGCGGGAAAGGCGCCGCCCUGAUUACAGCCGUGUCCUGCCGCAUGAGAGACGCAUAACGGCGGUCAAGAGGACAAGCAAACGGGACGCACAGAAACAGGGAAAAGAGUUAACUUGGACUUGAAACUGUGUUCUUCCAGAAGCAAUCAGCAUUGUACCGCAGUGUGACUGUUUUCAUCGUGUGUGUGUGUGUGUGUGUGUGUGUGUGUGUGUGUGUGUGUGUGUGUGAGGGGCGGAGGGGGUCAUGGUCUGUUCUUCAUGCUUUGCUGUUUAUGUAUAAUAAGUGUAGAGAGAAUAAGGGAAGGGGGGCUUUGGGGCGAUUGUGUGACUGAUGGUAAUUUAUUUAUAACAUUAUUGUACUGUGGUCUUUACUGGACACACGUUUAAGUAAUAAUAAUAAUAUUUUAUUAAUGGUGAAUAAACGGAGAGAUUUACAUUUUGUUCAUGAAGGACCAGGAGAAAGAGGCUGAUUAUCUCUCAGCAAUAUUCCUCACAUCUGCACUGCUUCUCGAGGUUCUCCACAGGAUCUUGGCUGGAUCAUGUGACCACCAGAAGCAGGAAGCUUCCUGAAAUUGUCUCACACACACAGCCAGAGUUAGCGUGAGAAACUCCAGCCUACUUCCUGUGACCUUUCACUUCGUAUCAGUCUUCACGCAGAAUAAACCCGGCAUGGAGCUCCGAGUGAGCCACGGUUCUUCUCAAACAGCUCCGACUGGAUUGGUGGAAGAGUGCUUAGAAAAAAAUAGACGAUGUACACAAAAUCAGUUUCAUUAUUCUAAAAAGUAUUCAAGGCUGCUUUCACACUCUGAUUGAGAGCACUUUUUGAUAUGGAAAAAAAAAACAUCUUCACAUGUAACCAUAACACUCCUAACGAGCUGGUCUUAAUUACUGUAGCAACCAGAUAACUUGAUAUGAUUAACGAGGACUCAGGUGAUGAGUAACACUUAGAAUAGCUUCAUGAUCCUGCUUUUUAUCCAUUAUGCAUUUAAAUAAACAAUUUCUGCAAGA